AUGGAACUGAAUCUUCACAACCACAUAUCCUUUAUUCAAAGUGCAAUUAAACCAACAACCACAGCAGGCUUAGACACAUUUACCAAAUCACAAAUGGAGUUUGAGCACUCACUACAUAGCACACCAAAGCAAUCAGUUUCUGAUAUUGACAACAACAUCAAAACGAAGAGCAGCAGGAACCAUUAUGAACUGCGACAUACACCAAUCAAACAACACGACCCAUCAUCCUUUCAAAAGCAGGCUCUGCUGCCGACAUUUAUAUCGGAACAUGAAAUGCCAACCGAUGAUGACUUGAUGCACAAUUUGGGUGCUAUUGAAAGCAAUGUCAGUGAAGCUUUGAACGAGUUGAGCUCCACAUAUAAGACCAUUGGCUACUCUUCUCGCGAGAUUGCCUCGAAAAAGACAGAAAUAUUUACUGCGAUACAUACCACAAUCAAUAAUUUUGCCGAGAGCUUGCAACGAGAACAAACCACAAUUGAAAAUGAAUGUGAAUGGCUACGGCAGCAAAUAUUGAUAAUAUUGGCUAUGAUAAAUGAUCAAAAAGGUGAUAAAUCGCUAAACUUACUACAAAGGGGACUUGUGUUUGCCAAUGAAGAACAAUACUCCGAUGGAUACAAGCAAGACAUUUUAACAAAAUUAUCCAAUUCAAAUUAUUUUUUACCUGUUUCAAAGGAAGAGAAAGGACAUGAUGAUGGACAAGAGUUGACUAUUGAACAGCAGUAUGACUACAUGACUCAGAAUAUACCCAAAUUGACCUUGAUUGAACAACGUUCCCAAUUAAAUGACGUAUUUAUUGCCGUAUUGAAAUUAUUUGUAGCAAAAUUCAAGAAGUUCAAUGCUUUAAAUAUGGAGUAUGCAAAUUAUACCGAUAUUAUGGGCGAUGGUGAGUUGGAACUUAUGGGAGAUAUGCACGACUCAAUACCGUCUAAAAGAGAUGCCGAAAUGCACUAUUCGGUAAUUACUGAGUUUGAAGAGCAAGUGAAAAUUGCUAUGCCCGCUAAAAGUGCUACUGGACCCAGUUCUGCAAAUCUUUUUAUUUUAGCGAGCCCUCAUAAAUCUCAUCAUCUCCAACAACAUCAACAACAACAACAACAACAAUCUCUGGCACAUGAGGAUAGCUUGGAGAUUGAUAAUUCACGUAUUGACCGACUAAGAGAGCUAAACUACCAAUUGGUGCGCAUCAUUAGAAGCUUGAAGAUAACUAAAAUCUCAAAUGAACUUAUGCUAAAUUUAAAGGAACAUACUGAGACUAUAAGAGAACUUAUUGAGCAACGCAAAGCUUUGAUGCAAAGUCUAGCACAAACAUCACUCGAUUGUCUCAACUUACUACAAUUGUCUGAUGAUCAGUUUGUUGGUCUUCAAAAAUCUCACAUUUCGUCACCACUACCUUCUCAUUUACCAAUUACUGUACAAGGUCUUCGAUCAAUAACCAAGAAUCCACAAUCUUAUGGCAUGCAUACUGACCAAGUCCGGUACUUGGAGAAAAUCGAAGAUUUUUUGAAAGAAAAGUUAGAUCACAGACAGAAGCAAUGGACGAUGUAUUCUGAAAAGUGCUCAAGGUUGUGGGAGAAGUUGGGUGAAACCCAGGAAUAUAUUGAUGAAUUCAUACAGAGAAAUAAUUCUCUAUCUGAAUAUGCUAUGCGUAACUUUGCACUAGAGCUUAAUAGAUUGAUGAUCCAAAGGUCAGAGUACAUUGAAACUUUUAUCACCGAUGCACGAAAAGAAAUUGAUCAACUUUGGGACAAAAUGUUUUAUUCACAAGAGAUGCGCAUGGAAUUUCAAUUUUAUUCAUAUGAUGCUGAUUUAGAUGAUACAGAUAAGGAAACAGUACUCAACUGUCAUGAAGAAGAAAUCGUGAAGCUUAAACAAGAAUAUGAUAGUAAGGCGUCGGUUUUUAAGCUUUACAACGAGUUGGGUGAUUUGAUCAAAGAUCAGAAAUUCUUACAGGAAAGUUCGAAAAAUAGUUCAAGACUAUUGGACAAGAACUCGUGUAAGAUUUUGCUCAAUGAGGAGAAAUUGCGGAAAAAAAUUAACAAAAACAUGCCCACAGUCAUUGCAUCCUUGAAACAAGCUAUAAGUUCGUACAAUCGUUCAGCAUCGCUCAAUGGAAGCAAACCGUUGAUGAUGAACGGAAAGGAUUUCUUUGAAGAGAUUUUACUUAUUGAAUCAGAGCAGCAAAGGUCGGGUGUACGGAUGCGACCAAGAACAUCGGCAUCACCUCAAAAACGAGUAAGUUCUGCUCGUAAUUCACCGGAAAAGCGCAACAAUUCAAAUCAAUUUAGAGUACCUUCAAAUACAAGAUUAAGAAUCAACAAAUCACCGGUUUACUCAAGACCGCCUUCAUAUAGUCAAACUAAACUUCAAAAUCUUAAUCAAAACCAGAACCAGAACCAGAACCAAAACCAAAACCAACGCCGAAGUCCAAGCAAUGACAAAAAUCAUAUUUCAAUUCUGAAUCAAAAUCAAAAUCAAAAUCAAAAUCAAUCUACAACUCAAAGCCGUGCAUCUUCAGGAGCAACUACUAGGCAUUUCAGCAACCCAUUGAAAAACCUGAUAAUCAAUUCUUCUUCAAUAACUAUGCUGCUUAGUCCUGAAAAGAGUAGCAGGUCAAAUUCACAAUUUGGCUCGCCGCCUAUCAAGGACAUUGGACAACCUUUACGGUCGCCUUUAAAAAUAAGAGACCUUAACAGCAAACCUCCAGGUUUAAAGCCUGAUUACUCGCCUGGUUUGAAAUCCGAAACCACGUUGCAUUUCCAACCCACCACUAUUCAAUCUCAUUUUUUUGAGCAGAAUCAAUCUAAUGUUACGAGCAGCAACGUGAACGACUCAUCGACACUCAUAGGCGACGACUACAAUAAUUGGCGAGAGGAAAAAAUCCGUGAACUUCGAGAAAUGUAA
Messenger RNA from Lodderomyces elongisporus, 2898 nucleotides. RefSeq names its product Ase1p (gene ASE1). Lineage: Eukaryota; Fungi; Ascomycota; Pichiomycetes; Serinales; Debaryomycetaceae. Gene Ontology annotation, biological process: mitotic spindle midzone assembly; microtubule cytoskeleton organization. Bases 1 to 2898 code for a protein of 965 amino acids. Gene Ontology annotation, molecular function: microtubule binding. The transcript has a single exon. Gene Ontology annotation, cellular component: cytoplasm; spindle; mitotic spindle midzone. The record is from RefSeq and is a predicted model, not a curated record.